This is a messenger RNA of Talaromyces amestolkiae, 8046 nucleotides long. RefSeq lists its product as uncharacterized. The record is from RefSeq and is a predicted model, not a curated record. Gene Ontology annotation, biological process: secondary metabolite biosynthetic process; fatty acid biosynthetic process. NCBI's taxonomy places the organism in Eukaryota, Fungi, Ascomycota, Eurotiomycetes, Eurotiales, Trichocomaceae. The transcript is spliced from 8 exons. Gene Ontology annotation, molecular function: fatty acid synthase activity; phosphopantetheine binding; zinc ion binding. Bases 1 to 8046 code for a protein of 2681 amino acids.
AUGACGCCGUCGCAGCGACCCUCGCGGUCUUCGUCCAAUUCCAAUUCCGAUACCAGGAGUGAUAUUCAAAGGCACGGAUCGUGGUCAACGAAGACAGCUGGUGAUAUCGUAGCCAAGAGGCGUGCGAUGUCUGGCAACCGUUCAGCUGGCACGCACGAUGCAGCCCUGCUUGACGAUUACAUGUCCUCUGCCGAACUUCACUUUAUGAUAUCAUCCCAAGAACAGAAUGAUAUUAUCACAACGACGUCGCAGGCUCCAGCAGCGUCUGUACAUCCGGAACAGCUAGCAGACUUGAACAGCCUAAUCGAUCCUCUCAUUACUUCCGCCACGGGCUUCCUAAGACCAAGCGCUCAGUAUGCUAAUUCCUGGGUUAUGGACUCCCUCUUUGGGGGUAAUAAUACCAACAACACCGACGUGACCAUGUUUGAGGCACCGCAAAUAAUGCCGACCAAUUCAAACACAGAAAAAUCGUCACCAAGUGGCGGCGAAUGCAACUGCUACGAGGGCAUCACAGAGAUACUAGUGUCAAUAAUCUGCGGCGACGAGGACCACCGACAACUAUCGCUCGACGCGCAGCUCGCUAGGUUGAAGCGAUGUAUGGUGGCAUGCGAAUCUUCGAUGGGAUGCACGCAUAGUCGUGAGGCUGCGGAGCCUGUACAUGUAAUGACUAUCGCCACACUGAUUGGCUAUGUCAUUGACGAGUUUGAGAUGCUCGCCCGCGAGAACUCGCAACGCACAACGUUGGCGGGGGAAAUAACGGUUUUUGGACACACAGAGAGAGAAAGUAAUGAUUCUUCAUGCUCGGACGAGUUUACAUCUGCUAAAAGUGUCGUCACUGCCGCUGGUACGUCCCUGCGGAGCUUGCUAGAACCUCGGCUCUCAUGGGGAGUGCUCGAGCUAGAGGAUGACGAUGAGCUUGAUCUCCGCCGACGCUUGUACCUGCUAUCGUUUCGCAAGCCCUGUGCACAAAUGGCUAAUGACAUACCCAUCGCGGUUAUAGGGCUGGCGUGCCGUUUUCCUGGCGACGCCAGUAGCCCAUCAAAGUUCUGGGAUUUGUUGAAGGAAGGCCUAAAUGCCUACUCUCCAAUGUCAAGCAGAUGGAACUCGGACGCUUUCUACCACCCCAACAAAUCUCGCAUCAAUGUCCUCCCUACUAAGGGUGGGCAUUUCCUUUCAGAAGACCCGUACCUGUAUGAUGCUGCUUUCUUUAAUAUUACAGCUGCAGAGGCCAUUGCCUUGGACCCCAAACAGCGGAUCGCUAUGGAGGUUACAUAUGAGGCACUUGAAAACGCCAAUAUUAGCCUCCAGGACGUCUGGGGUACCCAAACGACCUGUUAUAUUGGGUCCACAGUGAGCGAUUACAGAGAUGCCCUGAUUCGUGAUUUUAUGCAGACGCCUAAGUACCACCUUCUCGGCACUGGUGAGGAGAUGAUUUCGAAUCGAAUCUCACACUUCCUCAACAUCCACGGUCCAAGCGCCACGAUGACGACUGCGUGCUCGUCGAGCCUUGUAGCCACUCACAUGUCCGUUCAAAGCAUCAAAUCGGGUGAAUCGGACAUGGCUAUCACUGGCGGCGUUGGACUCAUGCUCACUCCUGAUUAUACCACACAUCUGGCGAAUCUGUCAUUUCUCAAUCCGGCUGGACAGUCCAGAGCUUUUGACGAGAGUGCAGGUGGUUACGGUCGCGGCGAGGGCUGUGGAAUCAUAAUACUAAAGCGGCUCGAUAAGGCACUGGCAGACGGCGACAAUAUACGAGCCGUCAUASGAGCCACAGGCGCAAACUCGGAUGGCUACACGCAAGGCGUGACAAUGCCGUCUUUCGAGGCCCAGGCAGCCCUCAUUAAGCGCGUUUAUGAGACCAAUGGGCUAGAUUUCAGCUCCACUCAAUAUGUUGAAGCGCACGGUACCGGAACAAAGGCUGGGGAUCCAAUCGAGGCUGAGGCGAUUUAUUCCACUAUUGGGAUGAAUGGCACCAGAAAAGGAAAGUUGUGGAUAGGCCAUCUCGAACCCGCCGCCGGCGUAGCAUCCAUAAUAAAGAGCAUUCUAGCGCUAGAAAACCGACAGAUUCCGCCAAAUAUUCAUUUCCACAACCCGAACCCAGCCAUACCCUUUGACGAGUGGAAUAUUGCCGUGCCUACUCAACUUACUCCGUGGCCAACGGCUCAUACAAGACGUGUGAGCAUCAACGGCUUCGGUAUGGGCGGGACGAAUGGCCACGUAGUGCUAGAAGCCUUUAAUACAGCAGCCUUAGCGAACGGCACUGCACAGAAGCAUGACAGAAGUCUUACUGUAGCCAAACCUCAUAAUGGGCCCCGGCUAUUCACAUUCAGCAGCCACGACCAGGCUGGGUUCAAGCGCAAUGCUAACGCCCUGAUCGAGCACCUAACACGCCUUGGACCGGGAGCAUCGAGACCCGAAUUCCUAGCGAACUUGGCAUACACACUCUCUGGUGCAAGAUCAAAGCUCUCGUGGAGGACUUAUUACAUUGCAGACAGCACACCGGACCUUCUCGAAUACCUCGAAAGCCAUUCAGAUGAAGGUGCUUCCCGGGUCAAUAGCUCGAGUGCCAUCACAAAGCGUAUCGGUUUUGUGUUCACAGGCCAAGGCGCCCAGUGGGCACGAAUGGGCGUCGAGAUGCUGGACCGCCCUGUUUUCAGGGCAUCGAUUAACAAUUCUAAUCAGUUCCUCAGGUCCAUGGGCUGCACAUGGGACCCCAUCGAUGAGCUUCUCAGGAACCAGAAAGAUGGCUCCCGCCUUAGUCAACCCGAUAUCAGUCAACCCAUAUGCACUGUGCUACAAAUCGCCUUAGUUGACGAACUACGGGCAUGGGGCAUAAAGCCAAGCAGGGUAGUCGGCCAUUCGAGUGGCGAAAUUGCUGCAGCUUAUAGCAUUGGCGCCUUAAGUCACCGGGACGCUAUCGCCGCCGCCUACUUCAGAGGUAUAGCUGUGAUGAAGCAGCACACUGACGAGCUAAAACUCAAGCUCGGCAUGAUGGCUGCAGGUUGCUCGCGUGAGGAGGCUGAUGUCUUGAUUGCUGAAUCCAAGCUCAACCGUAACGGCAAAGCUACAGUUGCCUGCGUCAACUCACCAUCGAGCGUGACGCUUUCCGGACAAGUCGAAUCACUGAAGCAGCUACAGGCCGUGCUAGAGGAGCGGAAAAUCUUUGCACGACAACUUAAAGUUGAGACAGCCUAUCAUAGCACACACAUGCACAAGGCUAUGGACUUUUACCAUUCAAGCAUUGCCUAUAUUGAGCCCCUGCCGGAAUUCGAAGGCCAAGGUACGAUGAUCUCGAGUGUAACAGGAUUUGAAAUCAGUCCCGAGCAGGUCGGGCCAUAUUAUUGGGUGCGCAACCUCGUUUCUCCCGUGCUCUUCUUAGAUGCUGUCAAGGAGCUUAUUUCGCCAGAUGAGGAAGACGGUAAUACAGUCGACCUGUUGAUUGAGGUCGGUCCUCACGGUGCUCUUGGCGGACCGCUUGAGCAGAUAAUGGACCACUACGGCAUUAAGGAAGUCAGCUACGAGUCAGUGCUCAUGCGAGGCAAGGAUGCGCUCAGGACGAGCCUACAGCUCGCCUCUAAGCUAUUCGUGGCCGGCGUCCCGCUUAAGAUCGAUCAAGUUAAUGGCGAUCUAGUUGCCCAUCUGCUGAAUGAUCUGCCGCCGUACCAAUGGAAUCACUCGAAGGCCUUUCGCCACGAGACGCGCAUCCAGCGGGAGCUCAUGACACGGCAUUUCCCCAGAAAGAGCCUUCUCGGCACGCAGAAUGCCAUGAUGGAUGAGACUCAGCAUGUCUGGCGCAACUUCAUUCAGCUUAGUGAGGAACCCUGGAUCCGUGACCAUCAGAUCGGCAACACUGUCCUGCUGCCGGCAGCAGGCAUGAUCAGCAUGGCUUUUGAGGCGGCGCAGCAGCUGGCCGAGUCUGGAAAGGUACUACGCGCACUACGGUUGCGCGAGGUCUCUUUUGUUGCUAGCAUGGCUUUGCCUGAGGAGUUAGGGACGGAGGUUAUUACAACGCUGCGGCCUCAUCUUGUAGCGACAUCAGGCUCGACGUCGGCCACUUGGUGGGAGUUCACAAUAUCGUCAAGUGUGGGUGUAGAUCAGCUACGCGAUAACUGCCGCGGCCUUAUCACUCUGGACUACAAGGAGUCAACAAGCCUACAGAUGGUCCAGGAGAAUGCUGAACUCGAGGCCGCCCGAAUUUUUGAUUUCCACCGCAUACUCAAAGAGUGUCCCGACACACUAUCCAAGGAGGACUUUUACGCCCAGUGUGCUAGGGUUUCGUGGAAUUAUGGUCCCUUCUUCCAGGGCGUCGAAAAGAUCCACCUUGGUGACGGUCAGACUGUGUACGACGUCAAGCUUGUCGACCUUGGUGAGACAUACAGCCGUGGAUUAGAACGCCCAUUCCUGAUUCACGGACCUGCGCUCGACGCCAUCAUCCACGGAGCACUAGGUGGCACCUACAGGGACAGGUGCCUUCAGCAAGACAAACCGCUGCUACCUACGUACAUUGGCGAGCUUGAGAUAGCGCUAGAUAUUCCUAGCGACACCGGACACGUCCUGCCUACCUCUUGCGUAUCCAAGAAACUUGGCUUUAACGCAAUCUCUUCUAAUAUUGUCUCGUUCAACGAUGCGGUCACCAGGACUUUCUUAUACAUUGGUGAUCUUCGACUUACUGAAUUAGACAAUGAUGAUAAGCAGGGCAAUGACAACACUGAGCCCGAUCCUGCCGAUAUCACCUCUGAGGUGCGUUGGAACUAUGCACUCGAUCUCAUCAAGCCUGAAGAGCUUGUCAAUGUCAUCUCUAGAGUGCCUCGAGACGAUCAAGCUGCCGAGCUUCUUCAUCUGAUCAUACACAAUGACCCUACGGCAACCGUCAUAGAGCUCAUCUUGGAUGAUGGUGACGGGAAUCUUUCGCAUGCCACUGUUCCACGACUACCUACGGGUACCAUUUUGCAAAGCAGGGUAAGGUACGCGAUACCUCCAGGAAUUGAGGCAAAUUUGAAUGAUCUAUCCGUAUCCGGGGAAUCAUUCUCACUAGGUAAUACUAAUGGACCGUUGCCAACCGAUAUCGCAAUGGCAGAUGUACUGGUCAUUCCCCAGUCACUGAGAACCCACGAUGACUUGGAAGAAAUCAUGGCUCSCCYAGCUGGACUUUGCAAACCGGGKGCACAUGUUAUCUCAACGCACGACAGUGUAGCCUCACUUGCACUAGAAUCAAAGGGAUUCUAUCGCGUUUUUGGUGUUGAAAGGGCCGUACUGUACAAGCAGCGACCCGAGCAUGUCAACGGUGUGAAUGGCACGUCGCUAAGGAAACGUGACUUUGUCAUCAUUGAGCCGUUUUGUCCUUCCAUAUUGGUCAGAUCUUUCUCUAACGCUCUGAAAAACGCUUUCGAAGAGGAAGGUCACAAGUCAGUAGCCACUGCGUGGACGGAGCUAACCAUCCAAUGCGCCGACGAAGCCAAGGGAAAGACUUACAUCUCUCUCGUGGAAUUAGAGACACCACUACUCAACGAGCUCUCUGAGCCCGACUUUGAAAAGAUCAAAAAGCUACUACACGACUGUGAACACCUGCUUUGGGUCAAUGGUAGCCACAAUCCGUCCAUGGCUGUUGUGGACGGCUUCUCACGAACGGCAAGGAACGAGUACGCAAGCCUCAAGUUUCAAGUUCUACAUCUCAGCAGCCUGGAAACGUUACUGCAACAUGGACCGUCUCUUGUAUCAAAACUAUCGACCUCGAGUACCACAGAUGAUGAGUUCCGUGAGCUCGGAGGUCUGCUACAGACAAGUCGCUUCUUCAAAAGCGUCACUGGCAACGAGGCGAUGCGCUACUGCCUUGAAGAUUCAAUUCAAGUACGGCCCUUGAAAAAUGAAGUAACACCAGAGGCACUCCGACUCACGAUUGGAAAACCUGGCUUGCUCGAUUCACUGUCUUUCAUCCAUGACGAUCGUUUUGAUGCUGAGCUUGGAGAGAUGGAAAUUGAAGUAGAUGUCAAGGCAACAGGCAUAAAUUUCAAAGAUGUCAUGGCGUCCAUGGGCCUAGUCGAGGUGUCACUCAUUGGUCAUGAAGCUAGCGGCAUUGUCGUCGCCACAGGCAGCAAGGCCGUCGAACGUUUUCAAAUUGGGGACCGGGUCGUUGUAUCCGGAGAGGGAAUGCACGCAACAAGACUCCGGAGCGAUCAUCGCCUAGCUGUGAAAAUACCUGACUCUGUAUCCUUUGAGGAGGCAGCUGUGAUGCCAACGGUACAUGCAACCGCGUACCACGCUCUCGUCAACGUUGCCAAACUCCGCCCGAACCAGACAAUCCUGAUCCAUGCAGCAGCUGGCGGAGUAGGUCAAGCGGCGUUGCAACUGGCCAAGUACCUCGGCCUCGUAGCCUAUGUGACGGUUGGGAGCGAGGACAAGCGCGCACUAGUCAUGGAAAAGUAUGGUGUACCAUCAGAGUCCAUCUUCAACUCUCGCGACGCCAGUUUCGUCAAGGCUGUCAAGCGCGUGACGAACGGUCGGGGCGUUGAUUGCGUGCUGAACUCGUUGUCAGGGGAACUACUACGCAUGUCGUGGGAGUGCGUCGCCCCGUUCGGCACCUUCGUGGAGAUUGGCCUCCGUGAUAUCACCCAGAAUAUGCGCCUUGACAUGCGUCCUUUCAUGAAAUGCACCACCUUUGCCUUUAUUAAUUUGACCAAACUCUUCGAAGACAAGGACAUUGCCGGUCAAAUUCUUCAAGAAACUUUUGCUCUGGUCCAGAAGGGUGUUCUCUACGCGCCUAGUCCAUUGACAGCGUACCCUGUCAGUCAGAUCGAGACGGCUUUCCGUACCAUGCAGCGCGGCAAGCAUCGUGGCAAGCUAGUUCUAUCGUAUCCCGAAGGCGCCUCCACCAAGGUGUAUCGACGCGCCAGGGAUGCCCUCAAGCUCGACCCCGACGCUACCUAUUUGAUUGUUGGCGGGUUAGGCGGACUGGGGAGAAGUCUUGCGCGCGAGUUUGUAGCUUGUGGUGCUCAUAAUAUUGCGUUCCUAUCUCGAUCAGGCGCUACAAGUACUCAGGCUCGUUUUGUUAUCGAAGAACUUUCAGGAUGCGGUGCUCAAGUCAAGGCCUAUCGUGCUGACGUUUCUGAUGAGACGUCAUUCCUCGCGGCCAUGAAGCAAUGCUCGAACGAGCUGCCACCUAUCCGAGGAGUCGUCCAAAUGGCCAUGGUGCUGCGGGACGGAGUCAUAGAAAACAUGUCCUACGCCGACUGGAAGGCGCCUCUGCAGCCCAAGGUGCAAGGCACAUGGAACCUGCACAAAUUCUUCGAUCAGUCGCGACCCCUCGACUUCUUCAUUGCCUGUUCGUCUGUGUCUGGCGUGUGUGGUAACGCCGGUCAGGCGCAGUAUGCUGCUGGAAACACAUUUCAGGAUGCAUUGGCGUACCACCGGCGCAUGCAAGGGCUCAAAGCUACAUCCAUUAACCUGGGCAUUAUGCGCGACGUCGGCUCCCUCGCUGAAGCUACUGCUACUGGCAUAGACAAUAACCUAUCCCAGUGGGAGGAAAUUAUUGGUAUUCGCGAGUCAGCCUUUCACGCCCUCAUGAAGAGCCUCAUUAUUCGCCAACGCGACGACACCUACCCGGCUCAGGUGUGCUCUGGCCUUGGCUCGGCCGACCUCAUUAAUGCUCACAGCAAGCCUUUGCCGUCCUACUUUGCCGAUCCGCGCAUGGGGCCUUUGGCUGUGACGAGCGUUGCCGCCCACACGUCUACCGGCGAGCAUGACACGGCAGCUUCGCUCGCUUCUCGCCUCGCGGAAGUCCACACCCCGGAGGAAGCUGGUGUCAUUGUCCUAGAGGCUCUAACACAAAGAGUUGCAGACAUGCUACAAAUUCCUGUGUCUGAGGUCGAUUCUAGCCGGCCUUUACACCGUUAUGGCGUGGACUCGCUUGUGGCGCUCGAGGUGAGGAACUGGAUCACAAGAGAACUCAGGACAAAUAUGGCGCUAUUAGAGAUCCUAGCCAGCGUGCCAAUGGCGACGCUAGCCGUUAAGAUUGCCCAGAAGAGCAACUUAUGUGCAGGUUCAGAUUGA